This is a messenger RNA of Mya arenaria, 4955 nucleotides long. RefSeq names its product heat shock 70 kDa protein 12A-like. The transcript is spliced from 5 exons. The record is from RefSeq and is a predicted model, not a curated record. Lineage: Eukaryota; Metazoa; Mollusca; Bivalvia; Myida; Myidae. Gene Ontology annotation, molecular function: ATP binding; ATP-dependent protein folding chaperone. Bases 3240 to 4955 code for a protein of 571 amino acids.
GUAAGUGAAGACAUUAUAUUACACGGAAUUCGUUCUGUUAUCAACUUAUCAAACUGUUGUUUAAACAAAAAUAAUAAUCUGUGCUUAAAUUGAUGUGAGGGUGAAAGGCUUAAAACUGCCCAUUAUGUUAGAGAAAGAACAGUCCGAGGCACGAGGCUGUUAUUCCGCUGUCAAAAUGGAAAGUUUGAGGCUUUUCACCUACUUAAAACAUGUAGACAACGAGGUCUAAAUGAAUUUCAUGGCACUAUUGUCAACUUACUGGACACUGUCACACCAUUUGUAAAGAUACUAAUCAUGUAGAUCUCUUAGGCAAAUAAAAACAAUACGCUCAUUUACAUGUACAUAUAAAUUGUAAAUAUUUUUUUGAUUAUUAUUUAAAAUAAUCACUUUUAGAAUACUACCUAUAUUUAUUGCCAAUGAAUUUGCAGUGAGCGUAGCGAAGAUUUUAAUUCAUGUCAUCUUAUUAUAUCUUAAAAUUCAACUUCUACGGAUAUAUAACAAGUGCAAACUGUGUUUUCAUUAUACAUUAUUCACUCAAUCACGGUCAUUGAGUUGUUACAACCUAAAUUUGGAAUUUUAUCAAAAUCAACAUUUUAUAAUUAUUUAUUAAACCUUAAGGCCACACCAAAUUAAUGUUUAGUUCCUCGGAUGUUUGCCAAAAAAAAAUUGGAGCGGACGAGCGAAAAAAAACCGAAGCGAGCGAAGAGCGCAAAAUUUAUUUUUCCUUGUAUUCAAUAUAAGUAAGAAAGAUUGUUCAAAAAAUUGCCCUUACACCCAUUUUAAUGCCAUCUUGAACUGAACCUCUAAUGGACAUUGGGAAAAUGUCGGAAUACAUACUAUUUAUUCAUUCGUGUUUAGUACAAACAUUAUAUGGAUAAAUCUAAUUUCUUAUAUAAUUAAAACGUACUUUAAUAUGACGACCAUUCAUAAUAAUAAAUAACCCUGCUUUUAGUAAAAAGUUUGAAACGACUUAUAUAAAUCUACCUGAAUCAGUUUAACAUCAUAUGCAACUGUAUUUAGACAUAACUUAGGAUUGAAUUUGGAUUUGUAAAAAAUGAUCACUUACACAGGCAUCAUCAAACAUCAGACUCCAUAUAACAUAGACUAAAUUUUGUUUUUAUUAUCACAGAAAAUGCAAUGACAUGUGCUUAUUAAAACAAAAAGAACAAGGGUAUUUUUCAGAGUACUUUUUUUGGUUAUUUAGAUUUUUUUAUGCACCAGCCAAUUGUAUAUGCCCCCCCCCCAGUCCGGAAUAGCGGGGACUUUGACUUCCGGUCUCUCAAAAACCAGGUAAAAUACCCGACCUGCAGGGACACACUGCUGGUAAAAUCCCUGCCAAAUGGCCCCGCAACCCCGAAUACCUAUGUGAGGCCCAUUCCCGACUAGUUUCAAUAUGAAGACAAAACCACAUUCACUAGGCACUGCGGGGCCACCUGAAAGGUAAAAACAAAGCCCAUUGCCUCUGCUGUCCCCGGUAUACCCCUGGAACAAGGGCGAGGGGUGGGCGGGGCAGUAGUUACAUUUGACAAGUGCAUUACAAUCCCAGAUUAUGCUGCAAAUGAAAACAAAAUAUAAGGUGAUAAACUUAGGCUUACUUAUGUUGAGGUAUAUGUUUUGUCAGAAUUUGAUCAAAACUGAUCUUGAUAAAUAAAUUUGGACCAAACAAUGACUCAUGUUCCAGUUAAGUUGACCUGUCAUCUUCAGCAUCGUCGUAACGAGGUAAAAUGUUUGUCCCUUGUAUUAAUGACUUGAAUAAAAUAGUACUAAGUUGAUCUUUCAGAUUUCCAUUCAAAACGAGUCACUAAUUACGCAAUAUAAUCGCCACCAGUCUCAAAUACACAUGCUUUAUUGCAAAAUGAUUGCUUUAAACAAUGAUCCAUUAGUGCAAGAGACGAUCAACAAUGACUUCAAGCAUGCUCAAAACAUACUUAUUGUCAAAAAUAAGACUUAAUUUCCAAACUUCGAGCCACAUUGUUUAUACCGGAAGCCGCCAUUUUUAUUGAAUUUAUUGAAACCCAUGCUAAACCGAUCGAUAUACAGUAUAAAAAAAAACUACGCAUCGGUAACUUCCUUUUACAAAAACACGAAAACUAGCGUAGAAAAAUUAUACUUGAUUAUAUUUAGCCUUUUAAUAAAUUAUUACCUGAAAAUCUGCUUGGCGAUCAAAAUGGAGGUGCGGGCGCACAAAAAAAUUAUAUUUUUUUACAUUUUCAAAAACAUAGGAGCGGUAAAUCCGCGGAACGAAAUAUCAAUUUGGUGUGGCCUAAUAAAAGAAGAGUUAAAAGGUAUGUUUUCUACAAAUAAGUGCAUAGUGUUACAUAGAACAAGAACAGCACGUCUUGAUUCUACCAUACUACUAUUUCUUCUGACUGCCCAUUAUUAGAACAAUGACUGUCCAUUAUUUGAAAAAUGACUGUCCAUUAUUGAAAUAUUGGACAGUCCAUUAUUGAAAUAUUGGACAGUCCAUUCUAGAAAUAUUGGACAGUUAGUAGAAAUAAAGUACAGAACGCAGUCCAAUAUUCUAUAUAGAGUACAAACAGAACAAUGGAUGACGUCACCAACAUGUUUAAGUAAUUAUUUUUGAUACAACUUCGCACUGUAUACAUAUCUACAACAGAAAUAUAAAGCUAAAGCAGACAUGAGCUUAACAGUAUAUUUUAGAAUGGUCUCGUUUUGCCAUCACAAUACAUCACCACAGUACAAUUUUUAUUAACUACAAAAUUAUGAUGUCAUACUGUUUCUCAUACUAAAAGUACCAUUUCUGGCUCACGUUGUACAUAAAGAAUACUUGGUUAGUGUUGAAUACAGGUCAAGUUUAUCAUGCGUGGCUUAGAAAAUAAUAAUAAAACGAGUCAUGAAUAUAUAUCUUAUCAUCGAUCUUUUCCUUUAUUGUCACAAAAAUGCACUCAAUUCAUUAAGUAUUUUCAGCGCUUUCAUUUUAUGCUUAAAAUGCCAUUUACGUCGUUUGUUUCAUUAACAUCCAUCAAUGGAAAUUAAAGACCUGAGAAAACCCAUUCACAUCGGAUUAAAAGGACCAUUUUUCACUAUUUCACCUCAAUAGUUAUAGUUUUACUUAUCCCCCGCCGCCCGCUAAACCUCUUUGGACACUCUUGUGACCAUUUGAGCAGACUGCUUGAUAUCUCUAUCGUCGGAUACCGCCGAUACACACAACGCUCUGCUUCGUUGUGUAUGUAUGAACAGAAGUGUAACGGAAGAAGGAACCGUGUCCAACUUGAACCAUGGCAGCGAAGACUCAGUCCCAUCUCCUCGUGGCUGCAUUCGACUUUGGGACCACGUAUAGCGGUUAUGCAUUUUCCUUCCGAAAUGACCCGCUAAGAGUGCAAACCAACGGGACUUGGUAUUCCGGAGGGGCAGGAAAACUGAUCUCUCUCAAGACGCCAACAAGUGUGCUUCUGAGUCCAGAGGGCGAGUUUAACUCUUUUGGAUUUCAAGCUGAAGACCGCUAUGCGAUUAAAGCGGAAGAUGACAAACACCAUGGAUGGCGCCUGUUUAGGCGUUUUAAGAUGGUUUUACACAACAAUAAGGAUCUUUCCAGAGACACAACUGUGGAGGACAUAGAAGGCAACUCUCAUCAAGCUCUACCAAUCUUCUCCAUGGCGAUCAAGUUUCUACAAAAACAUCUCCUACAGGCGGUAGCAAACCAGACGGUGGGUGUGCUAGAAAAGGACAUUUGCUACGUCAUCACGGUGCCCGCUAUCUGGGAUGACAAUGCAAAGGAGUUCAUGAGAAUGGCUGUCAAAGAGGCUGGUCUCGAUGAAACCCGAGUAACACUUGCACUCGAACAGGAAGCUGCCUCGAUCUGGUGUGAGACACUGGAUGUUGACACAAGGGCUGCGCUGGCUGGAACCGGAACUCAGUAUAUGGUUAUUGAUCUAGGAGGUGGCACCGCAGAUAUCUCUAUCCACGAGAAGAAACAGGACGGCACUCUGAAGGAAAUACAUCAGCCGAGCGGUGGACCAUGGGGCGGAAUUUACGUUGACGCAAACUAUCUCAAAUUCUUGGAGCACGUUUUUGGAGAGAAGGCUAUUACUGCGCUUAAGACGGAGGAAAUGACCGACUACUUUGACGUCAUCAGGGAAUUUGAAACAAAGAAACGUACCUUUACCAAACAGACAAAGGGCAAAUUUAUGUUCAAAAUAUCUGCAACCACUAGGAAGCUUUCCGAGAAGUUUACAGGACAAAAUCUAGAGCAGAGGAUAGGUAGCCUUGGAUAUGGCGAUUCAGUUGUCGUGAAAGGUGGAGACAAGUUGCGAGUUGAUCCUGACAUCGUUCGUGCUUGGUUUGAUGGUCCUAUAAACAACCUCGUUGACCACGUGAAGAGCCUCCUCAAGGAGCCCAAGCUGAGAGCGGUGCAGACCAUUGUGCUGGUUGGUGGUUUCGGAGAGAGCACGUACGUACAGGAGAGGCUGAGGGCUGAGAUCCCAUACACGCGUCUAAUUGUCCCUGAAGAGGCGGGUCUCGCCGUGCUAAAAGGGGCCGUCAGGUUUGGACACAACCCAGCGAUCAUCACAUCAAGGGUUAUGAAAUACACGUACGGAGUUGAAGUGAGCAUGAUUUAUGAUGAGAAAAUUCACAGCGAAGACAAAAAAUACUUAGAUGAAGAUGGGAAAUUUUGGGUCAGUAACGGUUUCGAUGUGUUUGUUCGCGUAAACGAAAAUGUUCCCAUUGACCACCAAAUAACAAAGGAAUACAUACCUACUGGAUAUAAGACACGCACAACCGUCUACCGUACGGCAUCCGAGAACCCCGUGUACGUGACCGACCCCGGUUGUGAACUGCUCGGGGAGCUGGUGACAGAGUUUCCCCUGGACAUCCCUCUCUCUGAGCUUGGUACCGAUACAACAUUUAUGUUUGGAGGGACGGAGCUUGUGGUAAAAACACGUGUGAGAAAGACCGGAGAAGAGCAGAUCUUGAAACUAAAUUGUCUAAAAUAA